Molecule: messenger RNA, 867 nt
Organism: Penaeus monodon (black tiger shrimp)
Lineage: Eukaryota; Metazoa; Arthropoda; Malacostraca; Decapoda; Penaeidae
Product: vegetative cell wall protein gp1-like
Exons: 4
Coding region: 1-867 (288 amino acids)
Source: RefSeq, a predicted model, not a curated record
AUGAACCUCCAUGACCUCCAAGACUUGCAGUCCCCCUGCUAUGUUCCAGAGGAGACUCCAACACCUGAUGUAGAGCUCGCAAAAUCUCCUGUGGAAGAGGUUCCUCGAGAGGCUUCGUGGCCCGCUGUAAAGCUUCCAAAUCCUCCUGUAGAACCUUCAAAACCUCCUGUGGAGAAUAUUCCCGAGCCUUCAAGGCCCGUUAGUCAGUUUUCUAGCAAGCCUCCAAGGCCUCCUGUAGAACUUCGAAAGUCUCCUGUAGAGAAGGUUCCUGAGGAACCUCUGAGGCCUGCUGUAGAGGAGCUUCUUGACGAGCCUACAAUGGAGGACGCUCCUGUGGCGCCUCCACGGUCGUUUGUAGAGCUUCCAAAACUGCUUGCAGUGGUUUCUAAUGAGCUUUCAACGCCAAAGCCUGUAGAGAUUUCUAUGGUGCCUCCAAGGUCUUCUGCUGAGCUUGCAAAACCUAUAGAGGAGACUGCUGAGGGUUUCCGAAGGCCUGCUGUAGAACCUCCAAAGCUUCCUGAGGAGGUGGUUCCUGACGAGCCACCGAAGCCUUCUGUCGAGCCUCCAAAACCUCCUGUAGAAGAGGUUCCUGUGGAGCCCGCAGGGCCUUCAGUAGAACCUCCAAAACCUCCUGUGGAGGUUCCUGAAGAGCUGCCGAGGUCUUCUGUAGAACCUCCAAACCCUGUGGAGGAGGCUCAUGAGAUUCCUGAGGAGCCUCCAAGGCCUGCUGUAGAGCCUCCUAAUCCUCCUGUAGAUGAGGUUCCCGAGGAGCCAUCAAGGCCUGCUGUAGAGCCUCCAAAUCCUCCUGUAGAUGAGAUUCCCGAAGGGCCCCCAGGCCGCUGUAGAGCCUCCCCAAAACCUUCGUAG